CCAUCUUUAUCAUCAGGACCAGCAGCACCAACUAGCCGUCACGCUGGCCGCACCAUCGCCCGCCCCGUUCUCUUCCUCGCUGGCAACCGAAAGGUUAAUAAAGUUCGGUAAAAUUCGGAGAUUUCGGGAAACGAGUGCCUCACCAUCGAGACGGACGUCGCCGGCUACGCCAAGUGCACAAUCCUUACUCAUGAUGAUGAUGGCCACAGCAACGAAGGGCAAACGCCCGCUCCGUCACCUUACGGCGACGGACAAGAUCGACGCGAUCCAGCGGAUCCACGAUGGCGAAUCGAAGGCCUCGGUCGCCCGUGACAUCGGCGUCCCGGAAUCGACGCUGCGUGGCUGGUGCAAGAACGAGGAGAAGCUCCGCUACAUGUCCCGCCAAUCGGUCGAGAACGCGGAGAAGCUGAGCAACGAGGCAACGGCGGCCGCCCUAACGGCAGCCGCGGCCGAACUGUUCAGCGGUGGGCCUCCGGAAAAGCGCCUCAAGCUCGAUUCCUCCAUGUUCGGUGGGCACGGUGGGAAGCUCAAGUACGACGACAGCAGCUACUACAAGGUAUCCCCAUCGACCCGCGGUGGCACCCUCAACGGACUGGACCUAUCCGGUGGCAAUGGUGGUGGUGGUGGAGGCGGUAUCGACAAAACCUCGGGUGGUGACAUCAUCAUGAACGGGCUCACGGGCACGGCCGCCGAUUUUAGUCAGUUUGCCAAAACGGCGGCCGAAAUUUCGGCGCUCAGCAAAUCGAGCAAAGCGGCCGCAGCAGCCGCCGCAGCGUACGGGGCCGAUCUCAGCAAACACCAUCACCACGGUGGCGAUCCGUCCAAAUCGGACCAUCACCUGUCGAUGGCGGCCAUCAGUCCGCUGACCAGCCUGAGCCAUCUGUCGGGGAUGUCGGGUCUGGGGCAGAGCCCGCUCGCACUCAGCUUCAACGAGAUUGCCACCAACCUCAAUCUGAUCGCACAGCUCAACAACAACCACAAUCUGGCCACCAUGUCGAGUUUGGCGGGUGGGUUGAAUUCGGCGGCCGCGGCUGCGGUUGCCGCGCAGUCGCUGCGCAGCGUCAGACCAAAGGGUAGCAACACAUCAGCAACACCAGCAAGCAGCAGCAACAACAACAACAACGGUUCGACCGGUCCCUCGCUCACCGUACGCAAUCUGGCGAAGCUGCAGCAGCAGAAGAGCUCGUCCGGUGAACAGCAGCACCAGCAACAGUCCUUCGGAAACGGUCGCGAUCCAAACGCUCCGGUCGACGAUGCGCUCUGGUACUGGCUCAAGUCACAGCAAGCGAUGCUCGGCCUCAACAACCUAUACUCGUCGCUUCCACGUGCCGCCAGCAACAGCCCACCGACGCCACCACCGCCAUCAUCACACAAUGCGACGACGACGGCCGCUGCCGCCGCCGCCAACGCACACCUGCUGACGGCCAGCUCGGGAGCAUCGCCGACGCAACUUCCACCAUCGGCGCACACCCCACCACCGCCGCUCGGUUCGGUACCGCUCGUCAGUACACCACAACCGACACCACCCUCAUCCGCACCCUCGCUUACACCCGAGGACACGAAGAACUCGUCCUGGUUCUGGCAGUGGUACAAAACAUUCGGUGCCUCACUGAUGCCAGGUGGCGGUGGCGGCGGUGCGACUGCCGGUACCGCUGGUACCGUCGAUAGUAAAAUGUUGGCCGCUCUACAGAACCAGCACAGCAUCAACAACAACUCGCUUAGCCAGCAGAAUAACAAUCAAAAAGCUGCUGCGGCAGCUGCGUCGCUGGCAGCCUACGAAAACAUCCUGUACUCACAGCUCACCAAAGGUAGCAGUGCUGCCGGGGGUAACAAUGGCAGCAAUUCCGGUGGAGGUGGUGGUACGGGCGGUGCGAGUGAUACGCUCAACAACAACCACCAUGCGCUAGGUCUACCACAUCUACGAGGUGGUGUAGCGAUGGACCUAAACAUGAGUGGUUCGGUCGGUGGUGGUGAUGUGAAACCCGAAGAUCUCUCCAACCAUCAUCACGGCAGUGGUAGCGAGAGGACCAAGGAAGGUGGUCCACUGGCGCUCGGUAAUGGGGAUCUCGAGCGGCACGCACGCUACAACCCUAGCCCGUGCUCGACGGCGUCCUCGCUACGGAGCGGCCAUCGGACACUGCCAGCCGUGGAUCAGGAUCAAGAUGAUUCACUGGUUGACGAUGAGGCAGAUGUGGAACGUAAAGAUCGCCUUGAGAUGGCCACGGAAGAGAGGCAGGCAGGGGAGCAUCUGGAUGGUAGUGAAACCAACCGAGAGAACGAUGACUCCAGUCUCCAAGAGACUCGUGACGAUCAUCGUCGCGUUCGUCGUCGCCGGCGCGAUUCUGAGGAGGCUGAAGAGGAUGGACAGGAUCUCGAAGAAAAGCGUGCAGCUUGCGUCGAAGAUGGGGUACAGGAGGACGCUGACGAGGACGAGGAGGAGGAGCUGACGAAGGAACACUCAGUGGUCGCCACCGCCAACGCAAAGCAGGUGCUCGAUGGGUUGCUGUUCAGUAGCAACAGCAAUGACCGCUGUUCCACUACACCCCUAUCACUGCCUCGUGGACGCUCCGCCAGUCCGCUAACCGCUGGAGGAAGCAUCCAUAACGACGAAGAGCAGCAUGGUGGUGAGGAGCUGGAUCGGGACGUUAAGGGCAGCGAUCUGGAGUCCGAUGAUUCGAACGUGCAGCCACCGACGAUGCUGACCACGACCACAACACCACCGCCAGAAACAUCGACCGUGGUGGCCUCGGUAGCCGUGGCCGACAUUCGCAACUCGGCCGAUGCCGUCGAACAUGGUGAGAAGUUCCUGAAGUGGCUCGAGGCGUGCAGUGACCCGAAUGUUACCGCAAUGCAGGUAAUGCAGUUCAAGUAUCUGCUCAACAGCAUCAAACUGAGCGCGGAGCGGCAGCUCCAGAGUGCCACCAAUGCUGCCGGAGCGAUUGGUGGUACGGUGCAGGAGGAGCGAACACGCAUUCGGAAACGCAAGUAGAGCCCCGAACUGUUUGAUGUUAAUUGUAAAUAGUCCAACGCAAGAACGGUUCCAAAGCGCACGUUUUGAGACGAAUCGAGCCGAUCGAUUGUUAACGCUUGGCAUCAGCACUUGCGCCUGCGAGUGGCAUCAACAAAGGGUGGUUGAUGCUGAAUGAACGUUAAUGCACAUUCCAGAACUCUUUCUGAAAUUCGAAUUCCAGAAACGAUCUCUCGGCACAGUUGCCUCCGCCCGCGCAAUGUAUCCGCGCAAUGUGGAUAAUGAUAGGGCCACCGUUGUCCUCCUCUGUUGUCCUCCUGAGCGAAGACAAACGAUUUAUUUGGUUACAAGUAGUUUCUUACUUUAAUCCGCAUACCCAAACAAUAUAUAAGUAGUUGAAUUUUUUUAGUUUUUCCACCGACCUGUUUCCCAACACACACACAUCCAUCACACGGUGCGAGGGAACGUUAGAGAUUAAGAAAUAGCCUUUUAUGGCUUUAUUUGAAUCAGAGAUUUAAAAUACAACAAGAGAAUCCUGCACGAGCAUUAUGCGCUGUGCAAGUGCAUUAACGCUAAAUUGAACAUCAAAUUGAUUGUAAAAAUUAAGAAAAGUUGAAUUCUCCAUUGCAGCAAGCCCGCAGUACAAUGUUUUGAAUCAUUCAACUACAUGGAUUUAGUUGCAUUUUUAAAACGUUCCCAUAACUCUCCCUUUUUUAAUUUCCAAACAAUGUUAGUGUUAAUCCAGAUUGAAAUGGAUUUUCGUCCCUAUCGAAGAGCACAGAUCCAGAAACAAUUCGAUAAAAAUAUGCAAACAAUGAUAACACCGCCAAAGACGAGCGGACAUGGAGUGUAGGAGAGUGGUGGACAAGCAAUGAUGAUGAUUCUGAUGCCAAAUGUACAAGUACUUCAAGAUGCACCGAUUUAUUAAUUGUAAACUAAACAAAAAAAGGAAAUCGAUCGCGGGAUAAGAGAAUCGCAAAAGCUCAAAAUUUGAAUUUCACCAAGGAAGCCUAAAUUCCACAAAGCGUAGCCAUUUGGCAACGAUCGAAGUGUUGCCCACAUGCCAAAUGAAGCGUAAAUCCUAAGGCUGAAACAAUUAUAUGUUUCCGGAAAUUUGCGUUUGAUUACUCUGCUCACUUCGAGCCACGUCUGGGAAAGUAUAUUUAGGAAAUUUUGAAUUGUAUAAAGAUGAAAAUUGAGCCGCAUGGUGCAAAGUAAAGUCUUAGUCCAAAGAAUAGAAAGCGGAAACGAGGAGCUGUGUGUGUUGCGCACGCUCGCAGACGGCUCUCGAGCAAUCAGUGCAGCGUUGAAAACCUAAUCCUAUGAGUCGGUUAUAGCUGAUUUGAGCAAUGUUUCCUAUUCAGCUGGUGAUCUGCGCUACUGAUGAUGAUAAUGAUCCCUGAACCCGUUAAUCAAUCAAAACACUCCCGUUAGUAAUGUAAAUGUAGCAGCAAACAUGCGUAUGUAUGAAAUAAACUAUUUAGAAAGUAAAUCCAGUCUGCGGAAUAGCGGAAUCGUGGCGUUUUAUAGCGCAAUCGAAGCAAAAAGAACAAAAACCAACAAAACAAACAUUUCAGCGGUCGACGAAAGACAAAUUGUCAUUGUGAUUUUUUGGACUAUUUCCUAAAAUAAAAAAAAAAAAACAAACUAAACUAAAGAAAACCGGUCCAUCUUGGCGAGAACAUUACAUAUAAUAAAGGAAAGACGUAUUGGAGAAUGAAAAAAAGCACGGCGUAUGUAUUAGAAGUGAUUUUGGGUAACGUGUAAGCUAUUUUCAGACAGGGAGCAAGUGGAACCACAAAUGCAGUCCUCGCCCAGAGGAUCCUGAACAAAACUCAAUUCUAUUCCUAUGUAUAAAACAACAAAAUGAAAGCGGCGCGGUUUAUUGUAAAGUUUGAACUCUAUUCACUCAAAGAAAAUGUUGAACAUACAUAAAUGAAAU
Molecule: messenger RNA, 4910 nt
Organism: Anopheles darlingi
Lineage: Eukaryota; Metazoa; Arthropoda; Insecta; Diptera; Culicidae
Gene: dan
Product: protein distal antenna
Exons: 5
Coding region: 191-2989 (932 amino acids)
Molecular function (GO): DNA binding
Source: RefSeq, a predicted model, not a curated record